Camellia sinensis is the source of this 1146-nucleotide messenger RNA. NCBI's taxonomy places the organism in Eukaryota, Viridiplantae, Streptophyta, Magnoliopsida, Ericales, Theaceae. The record is from RefSeq and is a predicted model, not a curated record.
AUGGAAUUGGAUAUCUCUGAGAAUAGGUUGUCUGGUGAAAUUCCUAGCAGUCUUGGUAGUUGCACUAGUCUUGAAAACCUUUAUAUGCAGGAAAAUUCUUUUCAAGGAUCUAUUCCUCUAUCAUUGGAAUCUUUGAGAGGUAUUAAAAACUUUGAACUUUCUCAUAACAACUUGUCUGGAAAAAUUCUGACAUUCUUAGAGAAAUUUUCCCUAAUGAUUCUCAAUUUAUCCUUUAAUGAUUUUGAGGGUGAGUUGCCAAUGGAGGGAGUUUUCGCAAAUGCAAGUGCAAUAUCAAUUGUUGGAAAUCAUAGGCUUUGUGGGGGUAUUUCUGAGCUACAACUACCGAGUUGCAUCACCAAGAAAUCAAGACAUAAGAUGCCUCUUUCACAUAUAUUGGCAAUUACAGCAGCUUCUGUACUUGUUGGAGCAGCACUUUUGUCAUUCUUUACAAUUUAUUUGUUCAAGAAGCAAAGAACAGCUCAAUCUACAGUUCCAGUGUUAAAAGAAUCAUUCUUGAAAGUCUCCUAUGAGAAACUCCUCAAAGCAACAGAUGGUUUCUCUUCUGCGAACCUAAUUGGUUUUGGUAGUUUUGGCUCAGUAUAUAGAGGAAUUCUCGUUCAAGAUCGGGAGUUUGUUGCUGCUAUCAAAGUACUUAACCUUCAAAAUCGUGGAGCCAUCAAGAGUUUCAUGGCAGAGUGUGAAACCUUGAGAAAUAUUCGACACCGAAACUUGGUUAGGAUCAUAACUUCUUGUUCCAGUGUUGAUUUUCAUGGGAAUGAGUUCAAAGCUCUCGUUUAUGAGUUCAUGCCAAAUGGGAGUCUAGAGAGGUGGUUGAAUGCAAGCCUAGAAACAAAUGACGGGCAAAAUGAGCAGCAGAGACUCAACCUUCUACAAAGAAUAAACAUCGCCAUAGAUGUGGCUUGUGCGCUCGAUUAUCUUCAUCACCAAUGCCAAAAGCCCAUCAUUCACUGUGAUUUGAAGCCGAGUAAUAUCCUUCUUGACCGUGAGAUGGUUGCCCAUAUUGGAGAUUUCGGUCUAGCUAGAUUUUUCCCAGAGCUCACCAAUCCAAAUCAAAGUAGCUCAAUUGGAGUAAGGGGAACCAUCGGAUAUGUAGCUCCCGGUAACAACUCUUUACCCUUCUUCUAA